AUGUUUCAGACGCCUCCCCCUACAGCUGCAGCCGCUCACGUGCACAGCUCUAGAUGUUUGAGCCCGGAGGAGCUGGGUAAGCGCACAGACAAGUUUCAGAGGAGGUACUGGGUCAAGGUGGGCGCGCCCGAGAGCCCGCCGCAGGACGCACGCUCGUGCUCAAAGGCACUGGAAGAGAUGCACGGGGACGUGAGCGCUCGCUCCCUGGCUCCCUGGAGGUACAGAAUGAACCGAGACGUGGACAGGUUUCCUCCUGACAUCGCCUUCGCUGAGUGUCUCUGUCAGGGCUGCAUCAUCGACCAGCGAGAAGACCUGAGCUACAACUCGCUUCCUGUGAUGGUUCAGCUCAUGGUGCUGAGUAGGAGUCUGUGUCCGAGUGACCCCGACAAAUACGUGAUCACCAAGGACUCCAUCCACGUCCCUGUGGCCUGCACCUGUGUGGUGCCCAGGUCCUGA
Hippoglossus stenolepis (Pacific halibut) is the source of this 456-nucleotide messenger RNA. RefSeq names its product interleukin-17C-like. The transcript is spliced from 3 exons. NCBI's taxonomy places the organism in Eukaryota, Metazoa, Chordata, Actinopteri, Pleuronectiformes, Pleuronectidae. Gene Ontology annotation, molecular function: cytokine activity. Gene Ontology annotation, biological process: inflammatory response. Bases 1 to 456 code for a protein of 151 amino acids. Gene Ontology annotation, cellular component: extracellular region. The record is from RefSeq and is a predicted model, not a curated record.